GUCUCGGUUAUUUUAGCUCUGCUCAUAGCAGAGGCGCUCCGUCUGUGUGAGAGAGAGAAGGAAGGGGACGGAGGCUGUCCGGCUCUGCGCUCUGCCUGAGGCACAACCACUAGCAAACCAUUAUGGCCACCCCUUUCUGGCUCAUCUCCUUCCUGCUGGCCAUGUUGGGGGCUCAGGAUGUCUGUUGCUCUGAAGAGGUCCAUAGCAGCCCCCCAGUACUGCAUCUAAAGCAGCAGAAGGAUGGGACAGGAAGGGUGAAGAGGGCUUGGGUGAUCCCUCCCAUCAGCGUGUCAGAGAACCAUAAGCGGCUCCCCCAUGUUUUGGUGCAGAUUAAAUCAGACAAGCAGCAGCCCGGAGGUGUGAUCUACAGCAUCAAGGGUCCAGGAGUGGAUGAAGAUCCCAAGGGUGUGUUCUCCAUCGAUAAACGCAACGGGAAAGUCUACCUCAACACUGUGCUGGACCGGGAAAAGAAUGACCGCUUUCGGCUCAGGGCCUUUGCACUAGACCUGAGUGGAGUUCCACUGGAGGAUCCCACAGACCUGGAGAUUCUGGUCAUGGACCAGAAUGACAACCGGCCCCUCUUCCGGCAGGCUGUGUUUGCUGGGCACGUGGUGGAAGAAGCUCCCCCAGGUACCUACGUGAUGACGGUAGAAGCCACAGACGCAGACGACCCUGAGACAGACAAUGCCGCAUUGAGAUAUUCCAUCCUGGGACCAGAGAUGGGAGACGUCUUCACAAUUGACGAGCUAUCAGGAGAAAUUCAAACAGCCCGAGCUGGGUUUGACCGGGAGGUCGUCGGCAUUUACAACCUGACGCUCCAAGUGGCAGAUAUGUCCGGAGAGGGUCUGGCCACCACCGCCACAGCCGUUAUCUACGUCGAUGACAUAAAUGAUAACCCGCCUGAGUUCACAGAGAAAGAGUUCUCCAUGGAGGCCCCUGAGAACAAGCAAGGUGUGGUUAUUGGGAGAGUGCUGGUCCAAGACAAGGACCUCCCUGGUUCUUCCAACUGGUUGGCUAAGUUCACUAUUCUGGAGGGGGACCCCAACGGGGCUUUCGCCAUCCACACCGACCCCCUCACCAACGAUGGCGUCAUCUCCCUGGUGAAGGCCCUCAACCACGAAGAACGGGACCGGUUUCAACUACUUGUCUCUGUCCAGAACCAAAGUCCCCUGGAGCUGUCUGCCCCAAAGGCUGCCAGGGCCUUGACCACAGUGCGGGUGCACGUGCUCGAUGCCAAUGAAGCCCCCUUCUUCCGGGAGAAUCCCUGGAGGGGAAGCGUGAAUGAAGGUGCACCCCCUGGCACAGAGAUAACCCUCUACCGUGCCAGUGACCCAGACACCCUGCAAGGGCAGCAACUCAGGUACUUCCAGGCCUCUGACCUGGCCAGCUGGCUGCAAGUGGACCCUGACUCCAGCCUGGUGCAGACACGACAGACGGUUCCCCCACGCUCAACAUUCCCAGGCGGCUGGUACACUUUGCAGAUCCUGGCCAGCGAUAAUGGAAACCCGUCCUUGACAGCUACGGGGACCCUGUCCAUUGAGGUGCUGGAAGUCAAUGACCAUGCUCCUCUUCUGCUUCCGGUGACUAGCGAGCUAUGCAGCCAGGGCGGACGCCUGGUGCUGAGCGCCACUGACGACGACCUGGCUCCCCACGCUGAGCCCUUCCACUUUCGCCUCAGCCCUGACAUGGCUCAGAAUUGGACUCUCGGACACAUCAAUGACACCCAUGCACUGCUGCAGACUGAAGGAGAAGUGGACGUAGGGCUCCACGUCCUGCCGCUGCUCAUCAGUGACUCGGGGACACCGCCACAGGUGCGAGAGCAGCUCCUGAAUGUCUCUGUGUGCGCCUGUGACAAGUGGGGCUCCUGCCAGGCUCACGUUGCUGCCGUGGUGGGUGCUGUGGCAGGCCUGAGUUUCGGGGCCUUGAUGAUCAUCCUGAGCUGCACCAUCCUGCUCUUGCUCCUGGCCUUGCUGGUGGCUGCGCUGGAGCAUUCCCGCCGUCAGGCCUUCCACAAGGGUCUCCUGGGGGGCUCUCAGGAUGACUUGAGGGACAACAUCGUCAACUACAACGAACAAGGCGGCGGAGAAGAGGACCAGGAUGCCUACGACCUCAACCAGCUGCGCAACCCCGACCUCUUCCCCCCACCAUCUCUUCGGAGCAAGCCGCCGCACCGGAGGGACGCCCCCUACAGCUACGGCCUGCCUCAGUACCCCCGGCGGCUGCCUGCCUGUCCUUCCGACAUAGAGGACUUCAUCAACGAGGGCCUUGAGGCGGCAGACAGCGACCCCAGUGUGCCUCCGUACGACACGGCUCUCAUCUACGACUACGAGGGCGAAGGCUCAGCCGGCGGCUCGCUCAGCUCCAUUCUCUCCAGCUUGGCCGACGAAGACCAGGAUUACGACUAUCUCAACGAAUGGGGCCCACGAUUCCGGCGCCUGGCAGAGCUGUACGGUCAAUAGCGGGGGUAGGGGGAAGAAGGGGGGCAGGAAGGGGAGAGAGGCCAUUCCAGCAGCCAAGUAUGUGCUGGACUCUGCCAGCUGUGGAAAGAGACCACGCAGCCCAGUUACCCUCUUGGUCUCUGGCUGGCCCCACUGCCAGCAACCCCCCCUCCUCUCAGCAGCUGCUGCUGCAGUAGUUAUGGGGGUCACUUCCUGUUAUGCCACCUAGUUUCCUCCGGCAGCCAUCUUGCAGAUGAUGACCACUGCCCACUGUGGGGAAGGAGGGGAUCAGCGACCCUUAAACUCAGGUGCUCCCGAAAGUCAGCACCGUGUCCUGGGAAGAGCCAGCCCAAAGCAGGGAGGGAAGGCAAUGCCAGUCCCAGAGUCCCAGGCAUAGAUAGGGAUGAGGGCCCUUUGCCCUCUGGCCCACUGGCCAUUCUCACCCAAGGCUCUGAGCACCCAGCAGGCAAGUGGGUGGAGCCAGAUGAUGACAACAACCUAGGUUGGGAAAAUUGGGUAGGGGGGAGAAGACCGUAGCAGGAGCCCCCGGAUGAAGGGACCUCCACUGGGCUAGAUGGGGGCUCUGGACCCUCCACACCCCUUCCUGAGCAGGCUAAGGCAGACGACUCAAGACACUUUGCUGGGCCCCGCUGCACCCCUUAAGAAAGAGAUCCAGGACGCUUUGGAGCUGUGAGGGGAGCAGCUGGAAAUAAAGCAGUUGAAGAUGGA
Molecule: messenger RNA, 3167 nt
Organism: Podarcis muralis (Common wall lizard)
Lineage: Eukaryota; Metazoa; Chordata; Lepidosauria; Squamata; Lacertidae
Gene: CDH15
Product: cadherin 15
Biological process (GO): cell migration; calcium-dependent cell-cell adhesion; multicellular organism development
Cellular component (GO): adherens junction; catenin complex; plasma membrane
Molecular function (GO): beta-catenin binding; cadherin binding; calcium ion binding
Source: RefSeq, a predicted model, not a curated record